This is a messenger RNA of Paramecium sonneborni, 1379 nucleotides long. The record is from the annotation of a GenBank genome assembly. NCBI's taxonomy places the organism in Eukaryota, Ciliophora, Oligohymenophorea, Peniculida, Parameciidae.
AUGAUAGAGAUCAAAAAAAUUAGUAAGACAACAUAAGGUUAUACUCCUAUAAAUUAACAAACUUAGAAUAAAAUAAAUAAUCCAGUUAAGGCAAAUAAUGAAGAUGAGUAGAAAAACUUUUUAAAAUUGCAGGCAAUACUCGAAUAAAAACCAAAAAAUGAUAAGAACUCAAAAUCUAAUACAAAUAAUAAGAGUUCAUCUUAAGGUAUUCCUGAAUUGAAGAUUAAAGAUCAUAAUGGGUCUAAACAAAAUAAUAAUGUGAUAAUAAAGAAAAAUGAUGAAUAGAAAAAGUAAAUAAAAGAGCUUGUAGUAAAGUAAAAGGAUGAUGAUAAACGUCAUUCAUAAUAAGAGAUAAGCAAAUAUGAAAAAAUAAAGAAGUAAAUUAAGCCGAAUCAUUCUACUUCAAUAUAAUAAAUAACAAAAUAGAAAGAAGAAAAAGACUCUUCUUAUUAGCCUUUGAAAAUACAUAAGCCUAUAUUAAAUAAGGAGAAAGUCAUUUAAAAAGAUGAAGAUGAAAUAAAAGAGAAUUUGAAUGACAUAAUAAUUUAAAAGAAAAAUCCUCAGAAUAAUAUUGAAAAGUAAGAGAUAAUAAGGAAAGAUUAUAAAUAGGAGGCUAUUACAAAGGAUCAACUGUAAGAAAUUAUAAAGAAGGAUCAGAAGUAAGAAGUUAUAAAGAAAGAUCAGACAGAUUAAGCAAAGAAAAUUUAACCUUAAGUUAAAGGGUAAAAUAAUAUUUAGCAAGUGAAUAGGUUAGAUAUAGGAAAUUAAAAGCUUAUGGAAUUAUUAAAUUAAUCUAGUCAUAAUACGAAGAAGAAUAAGAAUAAGGAGAAAUAGAAGUAAGAGGAAUAAAGGUUGAAGGAAUAGAAAAAUUAGAGUAAAUAGAAAAGUUCAACUUCUGUGAAUAAGGAUAAAAUAAAAGAGUUAUAAAAUUAAAAAUCGAAACCAUUUUCAAUUAAGCCUUAGAUAAAGGAUUUAAGUAUUUAGAAGUAGAAUAGGUAAAAGAAUUAAGUAAAUGAUGAUUAUGAUUUAAAUGAUUCUUUUAUAAAUGAUUCUGAAAGUGUGGAUAUGGAGAUAGAUCCAAAAGAGGUAGUAUCUGAAUUGAAGAAAUUGUAAUAAAGGUAUUUAUUAAAGUUUAUUAGUGCAGGAAGAAGGAGAGAAGAAGGUUAAAUGAUGAAGAGGAUGAGAUAGAGGAUGAUAUAGAGGAAGCAGAUUUUGAUACAAUGUUGAAAGAGGAAAAGAAGUCUAGGGUGUUAGGAAUAAUAGAUGAUUAUAGAGAAGAGAAGUAUAUAAAGAAAGAGAUAAAAAGAGAAAAGAAAGAGAAGAAAAAAAUGAUGGAAAAGAAAAAUAAAUAAGAGAAUAAAAUAAAAGAGGGGUAAUGA